AUGGCAACGGCGAAUACUUCAACAACAACUUCGAUGCCAACUACAACGACAACUGCAAGAACUACUCAGCAACUAGGUAAGCAUUAUAUUAACACUUCUUGAUCUUGACCAUCGCUAAUUUCUAAUGAAGUAUAUAUAGUUCUUUUGUAUGCAAUAUUACUCUGCAGCUAGUUAAAGGUAGUAUUGAUAAGAUCAGCAAUCUUAUAUUAUGAGUGAUUAAAUCUUUAUCAUAAGAAAAAAAUCAAUUAAUAGUAAUCCCCAUGUUGAUUAUUUUUCGUCACU
This is a messenger RNA of Rotaria sordida, 282 nucleotides long. The record is from the annotation of a GenBank genome assembly. NCBI's taxonomy places the organism in Eukaryota, Metazoa, Rotifera, Eurotatoria, Philodinida, Philodinidae.